AUGCCGCACUCAGUGUCACCUGCUGCGUCGCCUCGUCGAGACGAUGAAGAGCUACCAGAUGCUCCCGUGGACAGUACGACCGAGACUGGCGGGGUCAAGUUGGAGGACAUGUUCAACGACGAUGACGACGAGGAGUUCCCAGCAUCUGGCGCCCAAGAUGUGAAGAUGGGAUCUUCUCCGGCCCCGACGCCAGCAGCAGCCCCUGCCCCAGGUCCCUCCGGUGUCGACACAGAUGUCAUGCUCGCGUUCUAUCAACGUCUGUUCCCAUUCCGAUACUUGUUCCAAUGGCUCAACCACGGGGUCGUCCCCACGAAAGACUUUGGCAACCGCGAGUUUGCCCUAACUCUGCAAAAUGAUGCAUAUCUUCGAUACCAGUCUUACCCAACCGCAGAUUUGUUCCGAAAAGACAUUCUCAAGAUGAAUCCCUCUCGGUUCGAGAUCGGGCCUGUGUAUAGCACCAACCCCCGCGAUCGCAAAACCCUCCGAGGCGGUCAAAUGAAACCCGUCUCAAAAGAGCUGGUAUUCGAUAUCGAUAUGACAGAUUAUGACGAUAUUCGAACCUGCUGUAAGGGAGCCAGUAUUUGCCACAAGUGCUGGGCAUUCGUGACCAUGGCUAUCAAGGUCAUCGACAGCGCCCUCCGAGAAGACUUUGGAUUUGAGCAUAUUCUCUGGGUGUACUCAGGUCGUCGUGGUGCGCACGCGUGGGUUUGUGAUCCACGUGCGCGUAAUCUGCCAGACGACCGGAGAAGGGCGAUUGCUGGAUACCUCGAGAUUUUGCGUGGUGGUUCUCAAAGCGGCAAGCGAGUGAACAUCAAGCGGCCCCUCCACCCCCACGUUACCCGGAGCUUGGAUAUUCUGAAAAACUAUUUCGCUCAGACUACCCUCAUUGACCAAGACACAUUCGCCGGCUCUGAGCAAGCAGAGAAAUUACUGGGGUUGCUCCCAGACAAGUCAUUGAACGAGGCAUUGAAGAGGAAGUGGGACUCAUCUCCGGAUCGCCCGAGCACCAGUAAGUGGGCCGAUAUCGAUGCCCUCGCAAAAACCGGAAAAAGCAGUACUUUGAACACCUCUACUCUACGAGAUGCCAAGCAAGACAUCGUCCUCGAAUACACCUAUCCCCGCCUUGAUGCCGAAGUCAGUAAGAAGAUGAUUCAUUUGUUGAAGAGUCCAUUCGUCAUCCAUCCCGGCACGGGACGUAUUUGUGUGCCUAUCGACCCAAGCAAAGCGGAUGAAUUUGAUCCACUUUCCGUUCCUACGGUGAUGGAAUUGUUAGCGGAGAUUGAUGCAUACGAUGCAAAGCAUCCUGCUGGUAUCCAAGAUGCAGAAAUGCCUGAUAUCGAGGGCAGUGCAAUGAACGGCUCAGACAUCAAGGGUGCCCGCAAGCUUCAAGACUAUGAGAAGACUAGCCUGAAGCCCUACAUUGAGUUCUUCCGAUCAUUCAUCGCGAAUCUUCUCAAAGAAGAGCGUGCGGUCAAACGAGAGCGCGACGAAACCGCUCCGCCAGUCAAGGCUGAUCCAAUGGAGUUUUGA
Penicillium brasilianum is the source of this 1530-nucleotide messenger RNA. The record is from the annotation of a GenBank genome assembly. NCBI's taxonomy places the organism in Eukaryota, Fungi, Ascomycota, Eurotiomycetes, Eurotiales, Aspergillaceae.